Schistocerca gregaria is the source of this 3353-nucleotide messenger RNA. RefSeq names its product endothelin-converting enzyme homolog. Gene Ontology annotation, biological process: protein processing. The record is from RefSeq and is a predicted model, not a curated record. Lineage: Eukaryota; Metazoa; Arthropoda; Insecta; Orthoptera; Acrididae. Gene Ontology annotation, molecular function: metalloendopeptidase activity. Gene Ontology annotation, cellular component: plasma membrane. The coding region runs from base 173 to 2671 and encodes 832 amino acids. The transcript has 17 exons.
CAAUGAGCUUCGACGUGGUAGAAACGCGGGCCGGGCGAGCGUCCGUUGGACGUGAGUAUUGUUGAGUACACGUGUGCACGGCGUACGGUGCAGACGGGCAGUGGUGUUCACGGCUGGCCAGUGCAUCCAUGUUAUGAGUGUUAUUGUUGAUGCUACAGUGAGAGACUGAACAAUGGAAGACGACAGUGAGAAGGGGUUGGCUAAUGGCGGGAGGGAUUCCUCACCGCCGGCGCCUUCGAGUCCGGGAGAGAAGGUGCCGUGCCUGCCUCCUUCCAGUUCCGAUCAAAUGCGCCGUUCGAGUGACGCGGACUCUGUGGGUGUAAAGCGCGGCGGACGCGGCCGUUCGGGGUUCGUGUCCCGGCUGCAGCACAGCGCGAGCAAACGCACCGGUCUGUCUCGCACCGGCCUCAUCGUCGCGAUAAUCAUCAUCUUGCUGUGUCUGGCCCUGUUCAUCGCCGUCAUCGUGAUGGCUGCUUCGUGGCCUGUCACUCCACACAACCUCAGCGCGCCGCUCUGUAGGACAGCUGCGUGUCUCACGGCUUCUGCACAGGUGGUGUCAGCGAUGGGCAGCAGUGAUCAGAGUGCCUGUGACGACAUGCUGAAAUUCUCUUGUGGUUCGUGGCUGCGUGACAAUAGUAUCCCUGCCAGCCGCAACACGUGGAGUCAGACGGAGCAGCUACUCUCUAAAUAUAAUGAGGUGGCAAGGUCGCUGAUUGUGAAACUACCUCAACCAAAUAAAAUUGAAUCAAUUGCAUGGAAAAUGAAAAACUUGUAUGAGUCAUGCAUGGAACUGGACAGCAUAGAAGCUGAUGGGGACAGACCUUUGCUUAGGAUUAUUAAUGAACUUGGUGGCUGGCACGUACUGAGAGACUUUUCUGUGCAGUCGUUUGACUAUAAGAAGACUCUGAUCAAGCUUCAUAAGAAGUACGGUGUUUCACCCUUCUUUAGAGUUUCUGUAGUUCCUGAUAACAGGAAUCCAGAAAGAAAUGUUAUUCAGAUAACUCCAAUUGAGCUGGGACUCCCUGACCCAAGCUAUUAUUACAGAGUAGCAGAGAAUGCGUUCAAACCUAUUCCUCGCUCAGGCUGGCGAAACAUUGGGCCAUUCUGCAUUGAUCCAUCCAAUGUAACAUCGCUGCAAUCUGUGAUCAAGCUCCUAGGAAUCUCACAUGUAGCUAUGGCAUAUCAACAGUUUCUGACCGAUGUGGUGCAGCUUCUCGGAGCAACCAGCACUGAUGCACGAAGCUUUUCUAGCAACAUGUACCACUUUGAGAAGCGGAUAGCUGAGCUCCUGAAUGUAUCUGAAGUGCCUGCAAAUCCAAAUGAGGCAUACAACCGUCUCACCAUUGACAAGUUGCGGCAAACAGCACCUUUGAUCCCCUUGCAAGACAUCCUGCAAGGUCUGUUUCCGAGGGCAAGAAUUUCAGAAAAAACGGAAAUUAUUGUUACGGCCCCUUCUUACUUGAAUGAAGUUUCAAUGCUCCUGUCAACAACUGAUCGCAGCUCAUUGAAUGACUACAUGUUGUGGAAACUGACUGUCAUGUACCUGCCAUAUCUGUCGAACAGUUUUAGAUCUGUUUACAACAAUUACAAUAUUCAGUUAACAGGUGUUCAGGAACCUGUCGAACGAUGGGAAAUGUGUGUGGAGACUGUGGAGAAGUUUAUGAGUUUCGGUCUAGCAACCAUGGUGGAGAACACUUUCCAUGAAGAUGAAAGAGAAAUGGAAAAGACGGAGGUUAGUAAAAUGUUUGACAGCAUACGUGCAAUUGUGAGAAACAGUUUACUUGCAGCAUCAUGGUAUGGGUCAGAAUUAAAGCGACUUGCUGUAGAGAAGGUGAAUGCAAUGGCAUUGGCUGUUGGAUUCCCAACUUCAGUGACAACAGACAGUUUUCUCGAAGAGUAUUAUUCUUCAUUCCGUGUGCAGAAGAGAGACUUCUUUCUAAAUGUACAGUUUGGAAUUGAAUUCUUGUUGUCAAAACAGAUGGAACUUCUGGUAUCACCAUCUGAGGAACAAAGGUGGCUUGAAAUCAUGGCAUCUUCAGCUGACGUUACAUAUAUACCCACGGAAAACAAAAUUGUUAUCCCCCAACGACGCCUUAUUGAACCUUAUUUCAGUGCAGCUUAUCCAAAGUCUGUUCUAUAUGGCCGACUGGGAGUGCAGAUAUCUCGUGGAAUAGUGUGGGGUGUCAUCUCUCCCUGGGGAGCUCUCCACACAGCUGGAGGGUCUCUGUUGCUGCCAUACAAUCCUGAAGUGGAUCAACUUGUGCAGGCAGUGGCCGAUCCAGUUGCCUGUGUGAUGAAAGUUUCUGCGCAAGUUGCAGGUGCUGAUGAUAUGCUUGCCAAUAGAACUGCCCUGACAACAACCAUUGAAGUUUCUGCUGUGAGAAGUGCUUUCAAAGCUUUAACUGAAAUUACAUCCAAGGAUCCUCAUAUCCAUCAGCCAGCUUUGGAGGAUUAUGAAAGUGAACAGUUAUUUUUUGUGUCCUAUGCUCAGAGUACGUGUUCACACUCAACAAUCCAACAGAUGGAUAUUGAUAACACAGUUAGUAGAAGAUUAAACAGUAGCCAGUUGAUUCCUGUUGUUCUGAAGCAACUACCAGAGUUUUCAGCAGUUUUCUGCUGUCCAAAAGAAUCAACACAUUAUGCUUCACAGCCUUGCCAUGACAUACUGUAAUUUAUAAUUUUUGUUCAUCAAUUCAGAAUUUGUUGGUCUUUCAUUUUCUAACUGUUGUUAUUUCACAAUGAUUCAUGCAUCACUUUCAAAUCAUCACAUCAUAGAAGUACUUUGUGCUGUGCAUAUAGAAUAUUGUUACUGACUAAUGAUGUUCACAGGUUUUGUUUGUUGUUCCUAAAUCUUAAAAAUCAGUAAGAUAUAGAAAGUCUAAUUAUGUAUAUGUGAAGUUCCAUUAGAUCUUUGACAAUCUAGUAUGCAAUGUAUAAAUUAUGUUACACUGGCUUAAAAAUCAGAAAGCAGCAGGAAAUAAUUGAUUUUGUAUAUAUCUGAAAAUAUGGAAAGCAUAGAGCAGUUUUUUAUACUGUCACUUUGAAGAAUUUGAAUAGUUUUUUUAGAAGUGUUAUAUUUUUUGAUAAAAGUAAAUAUAUUGCAAAAUAUAGUGAUUCUGUGCUAGUCUUUAAAAGUAUUUUAAUAUUUUUGUAAUAAUAGUCAUUGUUCAUCUUGUGAACACAAUAUAUGAAAGAAAACAUUUGUCCUGUGCAAACUCGAUUUGUUUUAUAUCUUGUAAUUACAUCUAAUCUAAGUACAGCAUUUUCAAAAUGUUGCUGCCAUGAAUUGUGAUUAUGUAUCAUAAGUCUAAAGCGAUAAGUAAAUUAAUAAAAAUACAUAUCUAAAAUCUUGA